AUGGAUGAAGUGGAAAUUGAGAGAACUUUGGAAGUUGUUGAUGAUGAAAUUAUGAAUGCAUUUUUGGAUGCACAAUCCCAAAUGAUCCUUCAUUCUCAAGUUGAGCUAAACGAUGAAGGUAUUGAUACAGCCAACUCUCAAAAUGAAUUCAUUAUCAUGGACAUUUCUCAGUCAAAUCAUGCAAAUAAAGAGAUAUUAACCUCCGAAGAAGUAAAACCAGAAGAGGUAGAACUUCGAUCAUUGCUAUCUCAAUGGAAUCUUAAUGAGUUGAUUGAUGCGUGCAUUGCUAAGAGAGUUUUUAUCAAUAUUUUGAAAAUUAUAAAACGUCACCACAUCGAACGUCUACUAAAAGGUUUUGAUCUGGGGACACAAAUUCUGUUUGAGAAUAAAUUAGAAGAAUGGCGUGAAUCAAUUGGGAUUCCAAUGAGUCCAGUUUAUCUGGAUUUUCAAGGCACAUCAUCUAGUUCUAGUUCUUCAAACACAUCAAACACAAAUACACCGUCAAGAUUUUCGCCCUAUCAAAAAUCCAUACCAUACCAAAGAUCUACACCCAGCCCUGAUAACUCAUGCACAAUUGUUCUGAGUGACAUCCUCAAUGAAACAUCUAGAGGGAAGGGUCUUGUCGAGUUAUACAACAAGUUUUCAAAUUUCCACGAAGAUCAAAGAUCUAUUCUCAUAUCUUUGAUUGCACAAUAUUACGAAGAGAAGGGUGUGAAGAUGUCUCUAGCUGCCAGUUAUCAGUUAGAACAACAAAUUCUGGAAAGGUUUCCAUCCGAAAAAUUGGUAAUAUGCUAUCAUUAAUAUUAAUAUUAUUUUAAUUUUAAUUAAUCAAUGUCCAAACAGUAAAAUACUGGAAUUUUACAGGAAUAUUACAGAACGUCAAAGAGAGGAAAACUUUAUAACAAGUUUUAUAAUCUGACAACAUCGUUCAAAGUGGUAUCUAGACCACUCGGACUCUCCACUGAAAAGAAAUCAUCUGUUAAUUCAGAAAAGUUUAGCAGACAUUUAAAACAUUUUGGUAUAAUAUUUUUUUUUAAUUUUUAUUAUUAGUUACUGUAUAAAUAAUUUUUUUUCAGAGCCAGAAAAUGAUGCAGAAAGCUGCCUUAAAGCGUUGAAAUUUGACAAUUUGAGCUCGAUUGAAUUUGAUUACACGUGGAAAGCAUGUAGUCAGUUUCGUCUAGAAUAUAUUAAAAAU
Molecule: messenger RNA, 1195 nt
Organism: Acyrthosiphon pisum (pea aphid)
Lineage: Eukaryota; Metazoa; Arthropoda; Insecta; Hemiptera; Aphididae
Exons: 2
Coding region: 1-801 (266 amino acids)
Source: RefSeq, a predicted model, not a curated record